AUGGCGUUUCCAGAUGAUGAAAAGAUGAAGGGCUGUCGUCCAAAGAUAUUCGGGGCGAAAGAUAAGAAAGCCGCGAAGAAGACAGACCGUCCAAGCUCCUCUGCUGUUAAAUCUGCACCAAGCUCCUCCAAGGCGCAAUCUUCUUCCCCAUUCAGACCACUUUCAGAAGUUAGGAGCAUGCGCGAAGUUCGGAGCAUGCGUCUGAGCCAUUUUCUAGCCCGUUCUCCAAGUGUCAUAAAAACUGAAUCUUUUAGGGUAUUUAUUUCUACAUGGAACGUUGGAGGAAACACACCUACCGCUGAGUUGAAUCUGGACGACUUCAUUCCUGCAGAUGACCACUCAGAUAUUUAUGUUUUAGGUUUUCAGGAAAUUGUCCCUCUCAAUGCUGGUAAUGUGCUUGUGAUCGAAGACAACGAACCAGCUGCAAGAUGGCUUGCUCUUAUAAACCGCACGCUAAACAGAACAGUUGACGGGGAUGCUGAUAUCUUCUGUCACAAGCCAUCUCUAUCCCUUGAUUCAACCUCUUCUCGAUCUUCAUCGAACCUUGAUGCUUCUUUCUCCAACCGCUCUGGUUCUGCAAUCUUCCAGUCCUCCUUAAAGUCUAUCAGGAAGCCUUACAUGCCAACUCAGAGAAAACUGCUCAAGAUCUGCAACUGCUCAGUUGAAAUGCCCAGGAAAUCCUACAAAGAUGCUUGCUUUGGAUGCCCACAAGCAUACAUUAAUGAGACCGACUCUUCGGAAGAAGAUGAAGUUGAUGACAGAUCAAAUAAUGCUUCUGGUUAUGUGGUUGAUGGAGUGAUUUCGUCUGCUUCUGCCUCUAGUGACCAGCUAAAAUAUAACCUCGUAUCUUGCAAACGAAUGGUUGGUAUUUUUGUUACAGUAUGGGCAAAGAAAGAACUAGUGCCGCAUAUCGGUCAUGUGAGGACAUCAUGUGUAGGCCGUGGAGUAAUGGGUUAUCUUGGAAACAAGGGAUGUAUAUCAGUGAGCAUGACACUGCACCAGACAAGCUUUUGUUUCAUCUGUAGCCAUUUGGCUUCAGGUGAGAAAGAAGGCGACGAGUUGCGGCGCAACUCAGAUGUUUUAGAGAUACUGAGGGCCACGCAGUUUCCAAGAAUUUGCAGAAGAGCUGGGCAAAGAAUCCCUGAAAAAAUUAUUGACCAUGACCGGGUGAUAUGGUUGGGGGAUCUGAACUACCGUAUUUCCUUGAGCUAUGAAGAUACCAAGAAACUUCUGACGGAAAAUAACUGGGAUGCCCUUUUUCAAAAGGAUCAACUUAACACUGAGCGCGAUUCUGGAAGGGUAUUCAGGGGUUGGAGCGAAGAGAAGAUAUAUUUUGCCCCCACAUACAAGUACACUUUUAACUCAGAUUCUUAUUCUGGAGAAACUGCAACCUCAAAGAAAAAGAGGAGAACCCCAGCCUGGUGUGAUAGAAUACUAUGGCACGGAGAUGGGAUUGCGCAGUCAUCCUACUUCCGUGGGGAGUCUAAAUUUUCUGACCAUCGUCCUGUCUGUGGAUCAUUCACUGUGGAAGUGUAUUUGCUGGACGGCAAAUCAAAGAGGCGCACAUCUAACACUAAUAUUAGAAUUGGUGCUGAAGAGCUCUUACCGACGAGUAAGAAUAAGGUGCUGGGACCAAAACCACAAAAUAAAUCGGCUCAUGUCAUGCCACUCAUGGAGGAAGGUGCUGAGGAAACUUUCUGCGGCUGCUGCUUGGAAAGCUUUGCUCCAAGCAAAGUAGAGGAAAAACGUUCGUGGGCAGCCAGGGCGGAGCUCAAGAGGUCGGCGGUCGCCGAUGACACGUCCGGCAAGAGCAAGCUCAGCGAGGUCCGCACCAGCUCCGGCACCUUCAUCGGCAAGGGCCAGGAUCCAAUUGUUGCUGGUAUAGAGGAUAAAAUUGCCGCAUGGACAUUUCUUCCAAAAGAGAACGGCGAAGAUAUGCAAGUUCUAAGAUAUAAGCGUGGUGAGAAGUAUGAACCGCACCAUGAUUUCUUCACCGACAGUGUUAACACUAUCCGUGGUGGACAUCGUGUAGCUACUGUACUCUUGUACUUGACAGACGUUGCAGAAGGAGGGGAAACGGUUUUCCCCUUAGCCAAGGCACGUAAAGGAUCACACCAUAAAGAUUUGUCAGAAUGUGCACAGAAAGGACUUGCAGUGAAACCACGAAAAGGGGACGCCCUUCUGUUCUUCAACCUUCGCCCCGACGCGGAGACAGACCCGUCGAGCCUCCAUGGCGGAUGCGAGGUCAUCAAGGGGGAGAAAUGGUCUGCCACGAAAUGGAUCCGCGUGGCCUCGUUUGACAAGGUCUAUCACAUGCCAGGCAACUGCACCGACAACAGCAACAGCUGCUCGCAGUGGGCGGCGCUGGGAGAGUGCACGAAGAACCCGGCGUACAUGGUGGGAACCGCGGCGCUGCCCGGUCACUGUAGAAGGAGCUGCAACGUGUGUUAG
Triticum turgidum subsp. durum (durum wheat) is the source of this 2451-nucleotide messenger RNA. NCBI's taxonomy places the organism in Eukaryota, Viridiplantae, Streptophyta, Magnoliopsida, Poales, Poaceae. The record is from the annotation of a GenBank genome assembly.